Daphnia magna is the source of this 754-nucleotide messenger RNA. Its product is annotated as 26S proteasome non-ATPase regulatory subunit 9. Gene Ontology annotation, cellular component: nucleus; cytoplasm. Gene Ontology annotation, biological process: proteasome regulatory particle assembly. The coding region runs from base 105 to 716 and encodes 203 amino acids. The record is from RefSeq and is a predicted model, not a curated record. Lineage: Eukaryota; Metazoa; Arthropoda; Branchiopoda; Diplostraca; Daphniidae. The transcript has 4 exons. Gene Ontology annotation, molecular function: protein binding.
AUUCGUCUGCUCUAUUUUGUUAACACCUUAGGAUUUUGAGUGAAAGUUAUUGUUUUUUUUUCUCUUCGUGAACUUACUUCCUUCACUUUAUUAGAAAGAAAAAAAUGGAUCGACCGACCCGGGAAUUUGCUUUGCAGUUAAUGGCGUCUAAAGAUAAAAUGGAGUCAGAUCUUGCAGCCUUAAUGGAUGUUCUGAAAUCGAAUAAUACUGACAUGACGCAGCCUCUAGUUGAUAAUGAAGGAUUUCCUCGUUCAGAUAUCGAUGUUUAUCAGGUUCGAACUACUCGACACAAAGUUAUAUGCCUUAGAAAUGAUUUGAAGAAUCUAACUCAAAAGAUUGAAACUGUGUUACAUGAUCUACAUGCUCAGCAGAGAGAAGGUGCUGGGAUGGAUGAAAACAAGACAUCUUUCUUGAAUGAGUAUGAUGAGUGCUCCCCGCCAUUUGCCAAAAUUGGAGCAGUGACUGAAGGAUCCCCUGCAGAAAAAGCAGGGCUUAAACCAGACGAUCUCAUUCUCGGAUUUGGAACAUUACGAGCCAGCAAUUUCAGCAACUUGAAAGAUGUGGCACAGAUUGUCCAGCACAGGCUAAAUUGUGAAAUUCCAUUAUGCGUCCGUCGCUAUGAUGAACUGAUGCAAAUUACCCUCAUUCCUAAAACCUGGAGCGGUAAAGGUUUUCUUGGUUGUGUUGUGUUACCUUUCGAUGCUGUUGAUCGCUAAAUCUUUUCAAUAAAGAUUGUGUUCAUUAAUGUCUUAAA